Lodderomyces margitis is the source of this 1146-nucleotide messenger RNA. RefSeq lists its product as uncharacterized. The transcript has a single exon. Lineage: Eukaryota; Fungi; Ascomycota; Pichiomycetes; Serinales; Debaryomycetaceae. Bases 1 to 1146 code for a protein of 381 amino acids. The record is from RefSeq and is a predicted model, not a curated record.
AUGGUCGAUUUAGGGUUGAUAAGCAAGCAUUACGAGCUACGAGAGAAGGUUUCCAGUGUACUUCAGGAAGAUGACGAGAGGAAAAAUUUAAUAAAGUUGUCAAUAUUACGACUAGCGAUAUUGAAGCAAGGCGAUGAAACGCGAAUCAAGAAACUGACAAGAGGAAGCUCUAAGAAAGCAGCUGCCGCCAAAUCACCAACCAAGGAUUAUGAAAUAGAGCUUAAUAAACUAAAGCAGGAAUUCUCCACCAAACUGAAACUACAAGACGCAAAACUUCAAUCGCUAAAGCAAGAGAAUGAACGAUUAAAAGACCAAGUGAAGAAGUUACAUUCAGACAGUUCCUCGUCUAGUACGAGCAUUUUCCAAACAAGAAAGCGAGUACUACCAAGUCAUCGGUCUAUAUUCAGUCCAGAAAAGUCCAUUUUGGUGUCAAGUAAAGCAGCAACAUUCAGACACUCGUUUCCCACCAUAUUUGAUGAUGAGCUAAUCACACCAAUCAAGAAGAUACCCGAAACAAAGCUUGCCAGUGAUGUGAUGAAAUCAGGCUCUACUUUUUCACCCUCAAAGGAUUCAAAAUUGCAAGAAACGCGUGUGUUUGUAGAUGGCUUAGUAAACCACAGUGCCACAUCUUCCCCUACAGGGAGUUCGAAAUUUCGGUCGCCCACAAAAUUCGUGAAAAACUUUGAUAAUGAAAACAGCAACGACGAACAGCUGACUCAUAAGCGAAGCCCGUCUCCUGAAUUCACUCCUAAUCGGAGAAGAAGGGUUCUUCGUAGUACAGACUCGUCAGCUGUGAGUGAUGAAAAAUUGGAAAGUACUCCCUCGGCAACUAAUGGAAAUGAAACUGUUGAGCAUUCGGGGUCGCCCAUCAGAGCUAAAAGAAAAAUCAAGAAGGUGAAGAAAAAAAAGACUUUGGAAUUACCGAGUCUGGGACUAAUCAAAAGUGAAAAAUUGAAGAUGGCGUUUCCUGAAGUUGACGAUGAUAAUUUGAAUACACUUGCAAAGUAUGAAGAUGCCCAUUUUGAGGAAAAUGAUGCUGCUCCUGAUACCUCUAGUAAUCCACUAAAAAGGAAGAUGGACGUCACCGAACAAGUUUUGGAUCCCGAGCCUCCAAAGAAAAAACGUAACGUAUUCACAAUUGAUUGA